This is a messenger RNA of Erigeron canadensis, 2569 nucleotides long. Its product is annotated as G-type lectin S-receptor-like serine/threonine-protein kinase At4g27290. Gene Ontology annotation, molecular function: ATP binding; protein serine/threonine kinase activity. NCBI's taxonomy places the organism in Eukaryota, Viridiplantae, Streptophyta, Magnoliopsida, Asterales, Asteraceae. The transcript has 7 exons. The coding region runs from base 27 to 2462 and encodes 811 amino acids. The record is from RefSeq and is a predicted model, not a curated record. Gene Ontology annotation, biological process: protein phosphorylation; recognition of pollen.
AGUUGUGAGUAAUAUACAAAUAAACAAUGAUGCUACCCUUUAGGAUAACCUUCUUUCUAAUAUUGCUAGGAACCUGUAGUUCAUUAGACACCAUUUCAGUGAAUCAAAACAUCACUGAUAAUGGUCAGACACUUGUUUCGAAUAACGGGAUAUAUGAGAUGGGUUUCUUUAGCCCAGGCAGUACGCCAAAUCGACAUCUAAGUAUAUGGUUUAGAAACACAUCACCUCUUAGGGCUGUAUGGGUUGCUAAUCGUCAAAGUGCAGUUCUUGAUAAGUCGGGUGUUGUCAGAUUAGACAGCCAAGGGAGCCUGUCUCUUUACUAUGGACGUGAAACCAUGUGGUCAUCUAAUUCUUCGAGACUUGGCACAAAUUUCAGUCCCAUAGCGCAACUCUUGGAUACGGGCAAUCUUGUAAUUAGAGAUAUGAAUAAUAACACAGAACCUUUCAUUUGGCAAAGUUUUGAUCACCCUGGAGAUACCUACAUACCAGGAAUGAAGCUAGGCAAGAAUUUCUUGACAGGAAAAGAAACAUAUCUGACAUCAUGGUGGAGCAUAGACGAUCCUUCUCCAGGCGAUUGUUCACUUUCGUAUUCAAUGGAUACGGUUAACUUUACUCAGUUAUAUAUUAAGAAAAGCUCUGUCGUUGAAACUAGGAUUGGGCCAUAUAAUGGCAGAGAGUUUGCUGGCCAGCCUAGUUUAUACAAACUUGAUAUAGUUGUCGACCCGAAUGAGAUGUAUUACAAUUUUACUUCUAAUAGCACCAUUUUUUCAUUAAGGUUGGUAACCGGCUCUGAUUGCAAGUUAUAUACCCACAGCCAAGAAUUGACCCAAGAUCUUACCUUUCCUGUGGAUUCUUGUGACAAUUAUGCAACAUGUGGCCCAUUUGGAAGCUGUAGUGCUGCCAAUAAUCCUAUUUGUGGGUGCUUGAAAGGGUUUGAGCCACAAGACACAUAUAAUAGGACUAGUGGAUGUCGACGGAGUAGAGCCUUAGACUGUGGGUCAGAUGAAGGAUUUCAAAAGUUUUUAGACAUGAAGUUGCCUGACACUCAGAAUGCUGUCUAUAAUAAGAGCAUGACCCUCCAAGAAUGUGAGGUUGCUUGCAAGAAUAAUUGUUCUUGCACUGCCUAUGCAAAUCCAAACAUCACUGCAGGUGGAUUUGGAUGCUUGCGAUGGUUUGGUGAUUUGAUUGACAUCCGAGUGUACCCACAAAACGGACAAGAUCUAUAUGUUAGACUGGCAGCCUCUGAAUUUUCAGAUCAGCAUUCCAGCUCCCAUAGAAAGAAACGAGUAGUUAUUACAGUAGCUGUGUCAAUAUCAGCCGGAUUGACUUUGAUGUUCCUCAUAUUCACACUCUACAUUAGGAGUAGACGGAGGAAAAUAUUAGAUGCGUAUAGGAAAGGUGGGCAUGAAAAGACCCUUGAUAAAGCUUACAAAGGUAACAGAAGCCAAAAGGGAAGUGUGGAGGUUCCGUUUUUCAGCUUAUCUGAUCUUUGUAAGGCUACCAAUGACUUUUCGGAUGACAACAAGCUAGGAGAAGGUGGGUUUGGUCCAGUUUACAAGGGGGUGCUAGAGGAAGGACAACAGAUUGCUGUGAAACGGCUCUCAAAGUCAUCUCGACAAGGACUAGACGAAUUUGAGAAUGAGGUUUUAUGUAUUGCUAAACUUCAGCAUCGGAAUCUUGUGAAGCUUUUGGGAUAUUGCAUUGAAGGCGAUGAGACGAUGUUGAUUUAUGAAUACAUGCCUAACAAUAGCCUGGACAGUUUUAUAUUUGCAGAUGAAUCAAGGAAGUUAUUACUUGAUUGGCCACAACGCUUCCUCAUAAUUCAUGGGAUUGCUCGAGGUCUUCUAUAUCUUCAUCAAGAUUCUCGGCUGACAGUAGUACAUAGGGAUUUAAAAGCAGGAAACAUUUUACUCGAUCACCAAAUGCGUCCAAAGAUAUCAGACUUUGGUUUGGCCAGAAUGUUCAAAGAACAUGAGAAUGAAGCAAAUACAAAGAGAGUGGUGGGAACUUUGGGAUACAUAUCCCCAGAAUAUGCAGUGAAUGGUCUCUUCUCGGUAAAGUCAGAUAUAUUUAGCUUUGGAGUUUUAGUCUUGGAGAUUGUGAGCGGACAGAAAACUAGAGGCUUUGUUCAUGAAAAGCAUGGUGACAACCUUCUUGGACAUGCAUGGAGACUUUUUAAAGAAGGUAAGUCUCUCGAUCUAGUUGACGAAUGCUUAUGCAAGUCCUAUUCUGUUUAUGAAGUGUUGCGAUCAAUACACGUUGCCCUUUUGUGUGUGCAACAACAAGCAAAAGAUAGACCUAGCACAUCAUCUGUGGUUGCCAUGUUGAAUGGUAAAGGGUCACUUCCUUCUCCCAAACAACCCGGUUUCUUUAUACAAGGAAGUGAAAUUGGCUCUAGCUCAUCUGUUCCUUCACUAUCAUCCAUAAAUGGAGUCACAAUGAGCCAAGUAGAUGGUAGAUAAUUAGAAGAGAUUUCAAAUUUCAUGUCAGCUUUAGAUAUAUAUAUUUUUUAACAAUAUUGUAGAUAUAUUCCAUUAGUAUAGAAGGUGAAUACCACAUAUAAGAUACA